AUAGUAAUAACGUUGGUGCCGUCGAGGAGAGUAGUGUCAGGACGGACUGGAAAUGGAAAAAGAUAGAGAAUACGUGCGUACACGAAUCUCUCGUUAUUCUCCCUUGUAUCGUACGCAACGAGCAUUCCCGUUUACGUAGAUGCAUUAUUAGUGUGUAUGUGUAUAUGUAUAGUAGUAGAGUAUAGUAAAGUGUUAUAGUGGAUGGGUGGACAUAGUGGUGGCAUAUAGGUGGAGAAGCCAGAGAUCAUCGAGCGAAUCCGUUUCAUUGUCGUACGAGCCUUGUUCACUAUCGUUCUCUUAUCGAUUCUAUUUCUAUCUUUUUUUCUUUCUUUCUUCCUUUCUUCCUUUCUUUAUUUCUUUCUGUCCUUUUUAAUCUUUCUCUCUUAAUCUUUCUUCCUCUCUGUCUGUCUAUUGGUCUCUCUCUUUAACACUGUUUAACUCUUUCAUUCUUAAUAUCUCAUUUUUACUACAAGUUUUAAAUUCGAAGACAACAGUGAAGAAGGAAAGUUUUUCUAAGAAAGUUAAAUAAUUUAGAGACAAGUGAAAAUCUUCCUUUUUGGCUCGAAUUAAUCUACCGUGCAGGAUAAUACAAUGUGAACGUAGGGGAAAGCCGCAUACCGCUACCACGGGCGGCUCGACCAUCGUUUUUUCCCAAAGGAAGGGUUUUAGGAGGAACAAAAAUUGGUACUGGUCGUCGCCGAUCUCUUGUUCUUAGUUGUAUGCAAUCAGUGAAUGGAGAAGACGAUAUUUCAAUACCUAAUUUAAAGUGUCCUAACCGGGCUACGUCAACACCUUUGUCUUCAGGAAACACGGGGAACGCAAUUUUCGCGAUAUCUCCUGUCUGGGACAUCGAAGAAAAUGAUGUGCAAAAGUUGGUUUAUUUAAGUGAAGAAAAGAAUAACUUCUUCAGCUUGCUCGAAACCACUGGCACGUUGAACAACAGGAUUGAGGACGUAAGCGACAGCUGUCUCAGAGAUGCCAGCUUGGGUCCCUAUAAAGAUAACACAUCCGGUACACCAUCGCACUAUUUGAUGCUUAAUAAACAAAACUCUUUCGAGCACGACGAGAGUCUUGGUAUAUUGACGCCUGACCAGAUGACCGACUUUACGGUCGCGCUGGAAUGCUCCAGGACACCAUCCUGCGAGAAUCUAACUGGUUCCGGAGGUUCAAGAUUAGCUCUGACUCGAGCUUCAGCCUCAAGACCAUCAGUUGAUGCUGAACCAACGGAAGAAGGUUCAAGCGAGCGUACACCAUCACCGGAGGAACUUCCAUUAGAUCCAAAACCUGCUGAACCUGUGAGAGGAUCCGUAGUCCCGGUAAGCUUCGUUACUUCGGUGACUAGCAUCACAAGUUUAGAAGCAGGUUACCAGGGCGACGGUGAAAACUCAAGGCCAGCUAGUCGUGGGGCUGAUCCACCUUCAGUUGCCCCACCACCAAAUUUACCGGCUCCUUGUAGACAAGAUCCUAUGACCGAUUCGGAUUUCUUUACCGAAAGUGAUGCCGAUGCGCACGAAGAAAUUGUACGUGGUGAUAGAAAAGCACAAGUGAUUGAUGGAACUUUAUUUUGUGCACCUGGAGGGCGACGAUGUCCCAGUUUCACUGGCGAGGAAAUGGACUCCAGUGGUAUUUAUUCAGAUCUUGAUAAAAAGCAAGAUGAACGACAAGUUUCUGGAGAGGCUUUAGACGAAAACGAGGAUAACACGCCCGAUACUGUUGAUACCGAAGUUUCACAAAGAAGUCAACCAUCUCCUGUUAAACCAGAAGUUACACAUGUGUUUUUAGAUUUCGUACAAAUGAGUCCACGAGUUUUAACCAGUUUAGUAGAUUCGUCAAAUGAAGUGGAUACGACAUUGCAAACUGCAGAAAUUACGGUUAUCGAAGUUAAUAGGGCAAACGAUAUGCCUAGAAUUAAAUCUUCGAAUAAAACAGAAUCGAGUUCUUUAAAAAAAUACAAGAUGCCUAAGAGAAAUGUUGUAUCGAAGAUUAAAGCGAUGAUUGAAUCCGGCCCUAAGGAUGAGGCGGAGAAGGAAGCUAGACGAUCCCAGAGAUCUCAAAGAAAAGGAAGUCGAUGGGAUGCGGUGAUGAGUAAGAUCGAGGCCGGUAAAAACGAACAGAGAACGAGAUCCUUAAGAAAGGAAGUUAAAUCUAGAGUUUUACAAGGCCUAACGCAAUCACCAACUCUUGGAGCAACAUUACAAAAAGUUACUGAUGCCGAUAAUAACAAUAGCAAGGAUAAAAGAAGAACACGUGGAAGACAAACAGUAAAGUCACCCAUGCAAGAGACAGCUAGAAGCUCGGUUCGAAGUUCCAUGAGCGAUCUCAGCAGUGCUCCCAGUAAAGAAGCUCGUAAGAGAUCACCGACGUCGGGAAGUUCACCAAGAAGAAUUGUAGCAAAUGGUCGUAAUGGUCAACAGGGUCGUGUCAAUAGUUUUCGAGAAAAGAAAAAUUGUUCUUCAGUGGCAACAAUCAAUCUUGAAAAGAGCCCGACGGCGUCGCGCAAGCAGCCGAUUACAAGGAGAUUAACGGCCAAUGUCCCUGCCAAACAACCAUCACAGCAACGACAGCAACAGCAGCAGCAACAGCAACAACAACAACAACAACAACAGCAACAACAACAACAGCAGCAACAGCAACAGCAACGUGCCACAAGACCAAUAGAAAAAGAUAACACAAACGGCUAUGCUGUAUCAAGGACCAACACCAUCGAAACUUGCGAUCAGGCCGCUCAAACAGACGUACCCUAUGAUGUUUUUCACGUUAAGAGGGCUGAGCAGGUCAUCCAAGCUUUAUCCGUCACCGUACAAUAUUUGGCAUAUGAACUGGAUGCAUUUUCAACGCCAAAACUGAAGAAAAAUUACGAGAAUAUGAAGACCGAAUGGUUAGCAGCGUGCUCGGAUGUGGACGAGCUACGAGCGAGACAUAUUAACAUGGAGGAAAGAUUGAACGCAGCAAGGAAAGAUCAUUGUAAAGCCUUGGAUCAGCUUCGUGAAGACCUGGAGAGCCGGCACGCGGAACAGCUGGCAUCUUUAGAAAACAAUUUCCAGGAGGAGAGACAGAAGUGCGAGUUCAGGCUAAACGAUUGUUUGAACGAAGCGACAAAGGAGCACCGAGCAGCGAUCGCGAGGCUACGAUCCGAACAUGAGGCCGAAUUGAUGCGCAAAGAUUCAGAAACCAAAAGAAGAUUGGUCGUACACGAUCAAGGUGCAGCCUUGGCGGCGGAAGUCGAGUCCUUGAGAUCUGUCUUGGAAUUGAAGAGUCAAGAGAACGCAGCCUUGAGAUCGGAACUGGACGGCAUACGCCGAGAGAUCGAGGACAAGGACAUAUUACAGCAACGGGUAGAGAUGCUUGAAGCGAGAUGCGAAGAUUUGAAGGCUCAGCUUCAGUGCAAGGAGGCAAUGGAAAGACAGAUCUCUCAUAACAACGAAAUGCUCCACGAAUCGAUCCAUCAGGUCUCUAAACAAAAUAAACGUCUUUUGCAACGUAACGAAGAAUUACAAUGGAGGUUACGUCAAAAAAACGAGGUAGUAACAGUCCUGGCGAAUCAAUUAGUCUCGCCACGACUGUCUAGAUCCUUAGGUCCUGAACCCAUAGAUCAUACGAUAUCGUUCGACAAGAAUACCCAACAAUCCUCUUCUAUGAUUAAGUUUUUAGUUGAGAAAAGCGAUUCGGUCUCAUGGACGCUUGACUUGGACGAAGCACAAACACCUGUAAACGCACCACCGAAGCUAUUAACACCGGAGGGUUCCUUGUCGGUAUCUCGACAAGGCUCUUUGAGGCUCACGCCACGAAGAACUAGUAUUGAUUCGAGAGCCAGAUCCAAAAGUAUCUCCGUAACAGAUUCCGCGAGAACCGAAGAUUCGAGCUGGCCAUAUUCCUCUACACCAGUUAACUCACGAAGAAGGCCCAGGAGCGACCCGUCAUCUUCUUCAACCUCUUCUUCCUCAUCUUCCUCAUCAACUACUUCAUCCUCAUCAACAGCUCCAGCCAAUCCCGUCGUUGCAGUUGCCGUAGCUGCAGCGGCUGCCGCUGCCGCAGCUGCCGAAGAUUGCAACCCUGGCCAGACACCUCAGGAAGCUGGCGGCGAAGCCAUGAUCUCUGAAGAGACAUCUGCUUCCAGCAGCGAGGACGAAUCUUCUACAAGCAGCGAUAUACCUCGUCUUCCCAUGCAAUUUGCUUGGGGAAAACCCAUCAAUUAAUACACAAAUUAGCCAAGAUUUUUGUUCAUAAGACCGUAAGGAUGGCAUUUCGCUUGCCCUGCCUAUCGACCCUGUCUCCCUUCGUAUUUUUUCUCUUUUACGUGGUUGCAUUUUUAUACUUUUGACACCCCUCUUUCUUCAGAAUCUUUCUAUCGAAGAUGUGAAGAGAAAUACACGUACGAAGCCAGACAUUAAAGUUGAAUGUUUGUGGACGUAUAUAUACAUGAUAUUCGAUAUCCAUCAAUAUCAAAUACUUCUAUAUUCUUAUAUGUUUUCGUUAUGACUUCAUAGGAAGUUUUUUUGGUUUUUCUUUUCCCUUUUUUGUUUUUAUUUUUUCGUUUUUUUAAAUAAAGUUGACCGCGUAUUUGUGUCAUGGACAAGAGUAUCGUGUAAAACCAUUAGACAUUCAUAAUUAUUAACAUAUAAAAUGAUAAAUGAAACGAAUUUCUUGAUUUUUGUUUCCCUUGAUGAGUCUUGUAAUUAAUUGCAAAAUAUUAUAUUAUUGUUUCAUUCUAGUUUAUUUUUCCUUUUUUUUCUUUUCUACUUCAAAAUCUACUCGUUCACUAAUAAAAAAAAAAAAAACAAAGAAAACAUUCUAUUAUUUACAAUGUAUACAGGUGCCUAAUACUUUUGGCCCAAGGAUGUGUACAUGUCAACGGAUUUAUCUAAUCAUGUAUAAGAAAAAAAUACGUUUCGGUCGUCUGGGCCAUUACUUAUUUAAUUCGUGUCACUUUUACACAUGUCCGUUUUAUAAGAAUGCGAUUACAUUAAGUCUGUAAAUAGGCAACGAUGUUUAUAAAUUAAUUAAUUUUUAUCACAA
Messenger RNA from Polistes dominula (European paper wasp), 5016 nucleotides. RefSeq names its product toucan (gene toc). Gene Ontology annotation, cellular component: cytoplasm; nucleus. Gene Ontology annotation, molecular function: microtubule binding. The record is from RefSeq and is a predicted model, not a curated record. NCBI's taxonomy places the organism in Eukaryota, Metazoa, Arthropoda, Insecta, Hymenoptera, Vespidae.